UUUGUCGCGUCGACCCGUGUUACGUAUACGAGGUCCACGUUAUGUUAAAGGUUUCACAUCGUUAACGAGCUCCCACUUGACUACUGUGACACAUUUGGUUGAUGUGACAGAAUCUUAAGUUGUGGAAUCUUAAGCAAUAGUACAUAUUAUAAUCGUAUAAUUUCGCAUUUAUGUGAUUUGCAUAUUAUCUACUAAUUCUCGGUUAGUCAGAGUGCUCGAAAAUCCAUGAUGGCGCACGCUGAAAGAUCGCGCUAGUGCAUACCGAUAUAAGUGCUGCGCAUACCUGCUUUUUGUUUCUGUACUACGGAAAGCAUAGAAUUACGGUCAAAUUCGAUUCAUCUCGGCUCCCGAUUUCAGUAUUGAAUUUUGGAAAUAUAUUUGACACGCGAUUAUUGUAACUGUCGCGUUGUUCCUGUUCAAUCGUUUUUGAUGGUGACCGUCAUCAUGCAAGCUCAGCAGCAGCCACAGCAGCAACAGCAGCAGAAUCAUCAACAAAUUGCAGGCACCAGUGUCAUUCUCAAGAUGAACGAGAUACAACAGCUUUCAACAGUUGGGCUAUUAGAACUUGCACAUAGAGAAUACCAGGCAGGGGAUUAUGAAAAUGCAGAGCGGCAUUGCAUGCAACUUUGGAGGCAGGAAACAAAUAAUACAGGAGUCCUACUGCUGUUAUCUUCAAUUCAUUUCCAAUGUAGAAGACUUGAAAAAUCUGCUCAUUAUAGCAGCUUAGCAAUAAAACAGAAUCCCUUAUUGGCAGAGGCAUAUAGCAAUUUGGGAAAUGUUUUUAAGGAACGUGGUCAACUACAAGAAGCAUUGGAGAACUAUAGACAUGCUGUUAGGUUGAAACCUGAUUUCAUUGAUGGUUACAUCAAUCUAGCAGCUGCAUUAGUAGCUGCAGGAGAUAUGGAACAGGCAGUUCAGGCAUACGUGACUGCUUUACAAUACAACCCUGAUCUUUACUGUGUGAGAAGCGAUCUUGGUAAUCUUUUGAAAGCUUUAGCAAGACUUGACGAAGCCAAGGCUUGUUAUCUGAAGGCGAUCGAAACGCGUCCAGACUUUGCUGUCGCGUGGAGUAAUCUUGGCUGCGUGUUCAACGCGCAAGGAGAAAUAUGGCUGGCGAUCCAUCAUUUUGAAAAGGCCGUCGCCUUGGACCCGAACUUUUUGGACGCGUACAUUAAUCUUGGCAACGUGCUCAAGGAGGCCAGAAUCUUCGAUAGAGCUGUAGCUGCUUAUUUACGGGCACUGAAUCUCAGUCCUAACAAUGCAGUUGUACAUGGAAAUUUGGCGUGUGUCUACUAUGAACAGGGGCUUAUCGAUUUGGCGAUUGAUACAUACCGUCGCGCCAUUGAACUACAACCGAAUUUCCCAGAUGCCUAUUGUAAUCUGGCAAAUGCGCUCAAGGAAAAGGGCCAAGUGGUCGAAGCUGAAGAUUGCUAUAAUACGGCUCUUCGUCUCUGUCCAUCGCAUGCCGAUUCCCUUAAUAAUCUGGCCAACAUAAAACGCGAACAAGGAUAUAUCGAAGAAGCAACUCGACUUUAUUUGAAAGCGCUUGAAGUAUUCCCUGAGUUUGCUGCUGCUCACAGCAAUCUUGCUUCUGUAUUGCAACAACAAGGAAAGCUAAACGAAGCGCUGAUGCAUUACAAAGAGGCAAUUCGUAUUCAACCGACUUUCGCGGAUGCUUACUCGAAUAUGGGCAAUACUCUGAAAGAAAUGCAAGAUAUACAAGGAGCUCUUCAGUGUUACACAAGAGCUAUUCAGAUCAAUCCUGCUUUCGCCGAUGCUCAUUCCAAUUUAGCUUCGAUUCACAAAGAUUCUGGAAAUAUCCCCGAGGCGAUUCAGUCGUACAGAACCGCGUUGAAGUUGAAGCCUGACUUCCCGGAUGCGUAUUGCAAUUUGGCACAUUGCCUUCAGAUCGUUUGCGAUUGGACCGAUUACGAAGCUCGAAUGAAAAAAUUGGUCUCAAUUGUCGCCGAACAACUGGACAAGAAUAGAUUACCUAGCGUACAUCCACAUCAUUCCAUGCUUUAUCCGUUGUCUCACGAGUUCAGGAAAGCUAUCGCCGCUAGACACGCGAAUCUCUGCAUCGAGAAGAUUCACGUGUUGCACAAACAACCGUACAAAUAUCCAAGAGAAGUUGGUACUCGUUUGAGGAUUGGAUACGUUUCGUCAGACUUUGGGAAUCAUCCUACUAGUCAUCUGAUGCAGUCGAUUCCUGGACUUCACGACAGGCAGACUGUUGAGAUCUUCUGUUACGCUCUCAGCGCCGAUGAUGGGACCACUUUCAGAGCAAAAAUCGCAAGAGAAGCCGAACAUUUUAUCGAUCUAUCGCAAAUCCCAUGCAACGGCAAAGCAGCUGAUCGCAUUAAUGCCGAUGGAGUACAUAUUCUAGUAAAUAUGAACGGUUACACGAAGGGUGCUAGAAACGAAAUAUUUGCAUUGCGACCAGCGCCGAUUCAGGUAAUGUGGCUUGGUUAUCCUGGAACAUCUGGAGCUAGUUUUAUGGACUACUUGAUUACGGAUGAAGUUACAUCACCGGUAGAACUCGCUAGUCAGUACAGCGAAAAGCUUGCUUACAUGCCUCACACUUACUUCAUAGGAGAUCACAGGCAAAUGUUCCCACAUCUUAAGGAACGUCUUAUUCUAACGGAUAAAUUAAACACAAAAGGCAAAGUGGCGGAUAAUGUAGCUGUUAUAAAUGCUACCGAUCUUUCACCAAUGAUCGAGAACACUUGCGUGAAGGAAAUUCGCGAAGUAGUUGUACCCGAUGCCAAAAACAAGCCUGUUGAGAUCUCAUUGAAAGUAGCUGAAUUAUCAACCACCACUGCUAUCGAAACCAUGAUCGCAUCUGGACAAUGCCAAAUGUCUGUGAACGGCGUUGUAGUUCAAAAUGGCAUGGCCACAACCCAAGUGAACAACAAAACAGCCACGGGUGAAGAAGUGCCUCAAAAUAUUGUGAUCACGACAAGGCAACAAUACGGUUUGCCAGAGGAUGCAGUUGUCUACUGCAACUUCAAUCAGUUGUAUAAGAUUGAUCCGCUCACGCUUCAUAUGUGGGCACAUAUUCUAAAACACGUGCCAAACUCUGUGCUGUGGUUGUUGCGCUUCCCAGCUGUUGGCGAGCCAAAUUUACAAGCAACUGCUCAACAGUUAGGUUUAACUCCUGGUAGAAUCUUGUUCAGUAACGUUGCUGCCAAAGAGGAACAUGUCAGGCGAGGACAGUUAGCCGAUGUGUGCCUAGAUACACCGCUUUGCAAUGGACAUACCACUAGUAUGGAUGUUUUGUGGACCGGAACUCCGGUAGUCACACUUCCAGGUGAAACGUUAGCAUCCCGCGUUGCUGCUAGUCAGCUGAAUACCCUGGGAUGCCCUGAACUGAUUGCACGAACACGGCAAGAAUACCAGGAUAUUGCUAUUCGUUUAGGAACGGAUAGAGAAUAUUUGAAAGCCACACGAGCCAAAGUAUGGAAAGCACGAUCUGAAAGUCCAUUAUUCAAUUGUAAACUGUACGCAUUGGGCAUGGAGAUGCUGUACAAGAAAAUGUGGGAGCGUUACUCGCGAGGUGAAAAACCUGAUCAUGUAGCAGCUGUAGAAAAAAACGAUAGAGACAAAUUAAUGAUUACAUCUUAAGAAAAUGGUUUAAAAGUUUCUGUUUCUAUUUAACACACGGUUUUCAGUCCGUAACGUCUGUUGUCUGCAAGCAUAGUAUUUCAAACAGAUGGCCGGUAUAAAAUCCAUUUCACGUGGAUACGGUGGUUCUAACAUAAAUUCCAUUACUCCGGUAUUUACUGUUUUGUACGAUAAAUCACCGAGCUUAGAUUACGGUAGGAUACAUUUAACAUCAUACACGCGAAAGCUAAAUAAAAAGCAACGCGAGGUUUGAAACAAAAAUUGUGAAUUGUCACGUCACACGAGUCAUAUAAGAAUUAACUACGUUUUCAUCUCUCUUGCUUUACGUUACCUUAUCUGUCCCCCGAUUAAUUUAUACGCUAAUACACAGAAUGUUCUCGAACUGGUAUGUAAAAGUCGACUGUGGUCUAUAUUUUCCUGUGAAAUUGUACGUCGUAAAGGGGAAGGAGAAUGAGAAUGCAAGUCGUUAAUGUUAUUGUUUUUCCUUUUUGUAUUGGAUACACGAGCCAGCCGUAUAUAUAAUGGCGAAAUUUGUUCCAGUAACUCGGACGGUGUGUGUGUGUAUAUAUAUGACACUGUUCUUGGUCGCGAUUUUCUCCAAUUUCGAAAACUUUCGACGUAUGACUCGUUAACAGUGUCGAGUAGUUGACGCAUUUUCUGGUUGGUCAUUCUUUAUGAAAUUGUACACGCUAUUCGUGAUUUAUUUCGAAUACGAUUGACUCACGAAAAAAGGUUAAAUUGGGGGUGAAAGAAAGAAUAUAAGCGACAAUGUUCGAGAGUAGGCUAUGUUCAUCAAAAUAUUAUUGCUAGAGGCCGCUGACAGCAAGAAUGCGAAAGUUGUAUUAUAUAUGAUCGACUUACUGAUACACGUGUAAAUAUUAACAAAAAAUGAUAAUCGUUAGUUAAUACUUUAGUUUGAUAGCGCGUAAAUUAAGAUUGAAAAAUGUGUGAGGUAGCGAAAAGAAAAAAAAAAAUAACACGUUGACUGUAGCAAACUUUAAUGUACGUCUAUAGAAUAAAAAAAAGAAAGGUUUAAGAAU
Osmia bicornis bicornis is the source of this 4664-nucleotide messenger RNA. RefSeq names its product UDP-N-acetylglucosamine--peptide N-acetylglucosaminyltransferase 110 kDa subunit (gene sxc). Gene Ontology annotation, biological process: protein O-linked glycosylation. The transcript is spliced from 11 exons. The record is from RefSeq and is a predicted model, not a curated record. The coding region runs from base 430 to 3624 and encodes 1064 amino acids. Gene Ontology annotation, molecular function: protein N-acetylglucosaminyltransferase activity; protein binding. NCBI's taxonomy places the organism in Eukaryota, Metazoa, Arthropoda, Insecta, Hymenoptera, Megachilidae.